Messenger RNA from Thermothelomyces thermophilus ATCC 42464, 1379 nucleotides. RefSeq lists its product as uncharacterized. The record is from RefSeq and is a predicted model, not a curated record. The coding region runs from base 281 to 1243 and encodes 320 amino acids. Gene Ontology annotation, cellular component: cytosol. Gene Ontology annotation, molecular function: aldose reductase (NADPH) activity. The transcript has a single exon. NCBI's taxonomy places the organism in Eukaryota, Fungi, Ascomycota, Sordariomycetes, Sordariales, Chaetomiaceae.
UUCUUUAUUUUUUUCAUUUACCGCGAUUGUCCCCGUGAUAUUCCCUGAGGAAGUGACCUCAGAGGGGUUGUUAAUCUGAUCGACCAGAGCUUCUUUUAUCCCCCUUGUCUCUUGGUCAGAAGAGACCAAACCCGAAGCUAUCAUCACAUUUUCAGCUGCAACUCAUUCUUCGUGCUGCUCUGGUAAAGCAGAAAAAGAAGAAGGAACGGAAAGAAAGAAAGAUCAAGAAUAGGAAAGAAAAGGAGCUUGGUGAAAGAGGGCAAUCCCAAAAAGAGACAAGAUGGCCUCCUCAAAGACAUACACGCUCAACAACGGGGUCAAGAUACCGGCCGUCGGGUUUGGCACCUUUGCCAACGAGGGUGCCAAAGGGGAGACCUACAGGGCGGUGACCAAGGCACUUGAGGUCGGGUACCGGCACCUCGACUGCGCCUGGUUUUACCAGAACGAGGACGAGGUGGGCGACGCGCUGCACGACUUUCUGAGCAGGAACCCGAGCGUCAAGCGCGAGGACAUCUUCAUCUGCACCAAGGUGUGGAACCACCUGCACCGGCCCGAGGACGUCAAGUGGAGCUUUGAGAACUCGUGCUCCAAGCUUCGUGUGGACUACAUCGACCUCUUUCUGGUGCACUGGCCGAUCGCGGCCGAGAAGAACGACGACUAUUCGGUCAAGAUCGGGCCGGACGGCAAGUACGUCAUCCUCCGGGACCUGACCGAGAACCCGGAGCCGACGUGGCGGGCGAUGGAGGAGCUGGCCGAGAGCGGGCGGGCGCGGGCCAUCGGCGUGUCCAACUGGACCAUCGCCGGGCUGCGGCAGCUGCUCAGCUUCGCGCGCAUCAAGCCGGCCGUCAACCAGAUCGAGAUCCACCCGUUCCUGCCCAACACGGAGCUGGUCCAGUUCUGCUUCGACAACCAGAUCCUGCCGGCCGCGUACUCGCCCCUGGGGUCGCAGAACCAGGUGCCGACGACGGGAGAGACGGUGCGCGAGAACCGGACGCUCAACGAGGUGGCCGAGCGCAGCGGCCACAACCUCGCCCAGGUGCUGCUGGCCUGGGGCCUCCGCCGCGGCUACGUCGUGCUGCCCAAGAGCUCGACCCCGAGCCGCAUCGAGAGCAACUUCCAGAUUCCCGAGCUGUCUGACGAUGACUUCGAAGCCGUCGAGGAGGUCGCCCGCGGGAGGCACUGCCGCUUUGUCAAUAUGAAGGACACCUUUGGCUACGAUGUCUGGCCCGAGGAGUCCAAGUAAUCAAUCUUCAUCAUCAGCACGGUUCCAUCAUUCAUCGGCAUCAUUCUGCAUGUCCAAAACUUCGGAGAUAGGGGAUUAUGACUAAUAACUGAUGACGUGCGUAACUGGCAUUGCUGUUAGCGAGGGCGGGGUUGGA